CCAAAACUCACUUCUUGAUAAAAUCAAUAAUUUUAUUACAAACAUGGGGAAGAAAGGAAGACGAAUGAGAAGACAAGUCAUAAUGCAUGAGGAAGAAAGAACCAGACUGACUACAGAUCCAGUCGACAUCUCCGCUUCUUUGCUCAGCCAGGCUGUGAUACAGCAUUUAAAGCAGACCAAAGGUAAGAAGAAGUCCAAGAGAACCAACAGGCCUUCUGAGCCUCCUCCGGAUUCUAGUAUUGACUCUAUGUGGAAAUUACAUAGGCUAGUGUAUGCUAGGGACUCUACUGAGGACCAGAUUGAGAAGAACAAGCAACUUUUAGAAGAACUCAGGGAUGAUGACCGUCUUAAAGAACUCCAUAACCUUGAUCAAGAGCUUGAGGAAGUUGAACGUAAGAAUCAAGAAUUUGAGACUAAAAUGGAAAUUCUGAUUGAAACCCGCUCCAAGGAUAAGAAGUUUCAAGAGGAGUUUCAGAAGACUCAAGAUUUAGUACAAAAAUUGAACACUAUUUUGGAAUGACCCAUCAUCUUUGCACGCUUUGAAGAUCCCGUUCUCUUUCCUUCAGGACAUACGUAUGAUAACUCUUAUGUUAUGGCUCUUGAAGAAACAUUAGACAAAGACCCAGUGACUCGUCAGAAAUUAGAAUCCAAAAGAUUCAGGCCUCAUUUCAUUGCGAAGGCUUUGAUUGAUGUGGUCCAGAAGUAUAUCCCAAGGUCGUCUUAGUCUUUUGAAACCA
Messenger RNA from Moneuplotes crassus, 737 nucleotides. The record is from the annotation of a GenBank genome assembly. NCBI's taxonomy places the organism in Eukaryota, Ciliophora, Spirotrichea, Euplotida, Euplotidae.